Messenger RNA from Oncorhynchus masou masou (cherry salmon), 6198 nucleotides. Its product is annotated as protein SSXT-like. Bases 145 to 1383 code for a protein of 412 amino acids. NCBI's taxonomy places the organism in Eukaryota, Metazoa, Chordata, Actinopteri, Salmoniformes, Salmonidae. The record is from RefSeq and is a predicted model, not a curated record. Gene Ontology annotation, molecular function: transcription coactivator activity. The transcript is spliced from 13 exons.
CAUUGCGGAUUUGAUCCUCUCGAACACGGCCAUGGACUACAUCACAGAAUAACAUCAGAUGUUGCUAAUCUAAACUGUCUGCUUUGAGUUCUACAUAUUUGUUAGUUGUAUGUUUUAGUUUAUUUAGCUUUAUAUGAAAACACCAUGUCGGUGGCGUUUGCACCUCACAGACAACGUGGAAAGGGUGAUAUAACACCCGCUGGAAUUCAAAAGUUACUGGAUGAGAACAAUCAGCUGAUUCAAUGUAUAAUGGAUUUCCAGAGUAAAGGAAAGACCGCAGAAUGUUCACAGUACCAACAAAUGCUCCACAGAAAUUUGGUUUACCUGGCCACGAUAGCAGACUCCAAUCAGAACAUGCAGUCUCUGCUCCCUGCUAAGUGUGACUCCCCUACUCCUCCAGAGGUAAAGCUUGAACCACCCACUCAGAACAUGCCCAUGGGCCCUGGUGGGAUGAACCCGAGUGGAGCGCCUGGCCCCCAGCCCCCCCACGGACACAACAUGCCCCCGGAGGGCAUGGUCAGCGGCGGCCCCACUGCCCCACACAUGCAGAACCAGAUGAACGGACAGAUGCCUGGGCCCAAUCACAUGCCCAUGCAGGGCCCCGGGCCUGGCCCCAACCAGCCUCCCAACAUGCCCGGAAGUGGCGCCAUGAACAUGCCCCCCAGCAGCCACGGUUCCAUGGGCGGCUACAACCACGCUGUGCCCUCGUCUCAGGGCAUGCCUGCCCAGGGCCAGAUGAACAUGACCCAGGGACAGGGACCCAUGGGCAACUACGGCCCCCGGCCCAACAUGAACAUGCAGCCUAACCAAGGCCCCAUGAUGCACCAGCAGCCUCCCUCCCAGCAGUACAACAUGCCCCCUGGGGGUGGCGGGCAGCACUACCAGGGCCAGCAGAAUCCCAUGGGCAUGAUGGGUCAGGUCAACCCAGGCAACCAUGUCAUGGGGCAGAGGCCCAUGCCCCCUUACAGACCCCCACAGCAAGGACCCCCUCAGCAGUACCCAGGGCAGGAAGACUACUAUGGGGACCAGUACAGUCACGCAGGACAGGGCGCUUCAGAAGAGCGAGACCCAGCAGCCAACCAACAGUCCCCCUAUGAAAAAGAUCAUGGAAACGCCCAGUAUGGCCAGCAGCAGGAGGCCUACCAGCAAGGUCCUCAACAGCAGGGCUACCCCCCACAGCAGCAGUACCCCGGACAGCAGGGCUAUCCUGGACAGCAACAGGGUUAUGGUCCAUCCCAGGGAGCUCCAGGCCAGUACCCUCAGGGUUACCCCCAGGGCCAGGGGCAGCAGUACGGGGCCUACCGGGGCCCCCAGCCCGGCCCCCCUCAGGCCCAGCAACAACGCCCAUACCCAGGCUACGACCAGGGACACAUGAGGAAAUAAAGACCCGGGGAUUUGAACCCCUGACUAGCUCUGUAAGAAGCAAAGGGUCAAUAUGGAAAUUACCAGCAAUGAGAGAUGGUCAUGGCAGACAACAAGAGCCCUGCUCUGACCUCUAACCUCUAAACUCGGCUGCAGCUCACUGAGACACCCUCUCUCUCACACACGCACACACACGCACACACUUUGUGGUCCUUAUGUGAAAAGUGUACUUUUUGUUAAUGUGGAUAAUGAGAAUUUUGUCCACAUCCAUCAUCACUUCGCUUCUGGUCUGUGUUAGUCUCAAAGCAGCGAUGCCUUAAAAGGAAACAGAGCUGCCUUAUACAGAGCCCCGCAGAUGGUGAAAUGGGCAAAAAUAACAAGUUACAUUCAUUUUGGGGAUAUAACAGGACAGAAUUGUACAGAACUGAACUUCACACUCAUGUAGUGCAAUGUUUCUCCAUCCAAUAGCCCCCCGUUCAUAAGAAGCAAUAAGGCCAAUGAGGGGGUGGGACAGAGGCGGCGUGAGGAGAUCUUGCAUCUGAAACAAAAUUCUGUUAGGCCAUGGUACAUGUCAAGGUUAACAUGUGUGAUGUAAAAAAUCUAUUUUAUGCUUUUUAGAUUAAGCUAACUUUGUAUAAGAGUUUGGAGACUAUCGUUGAAUAUUGUUUUUGUUUUCUCUUGAACUAUGUCUAUUGAUGUCAUUUUUUUGUUGUGGUGAUGACAUUGUAUUCAUCCCCCAUUUUGUUUGUUCUUUUAUUUGUUCCCCCUGAAUUCUCUUUGCUUCUUCAGUGACUUGUACAAAGACUAUGUUCUUGGGGUGAACAAAUUGGAUGCCUUGGUUUUAUGAAUGGAUUGUACAUAGAAAGCCCUCAAAAACAAACAGAGAACACCCAUCUGCAUUGAAGCAUCAGUGCUGAAACAUGUCUUUGGGCAGCAGAAGCAGAACAUGAGUGGGGCUGAAUUUUGACUUGAGAUAUACAGUGCAUUCAGGGAAGUUAUCAGAACCCUUGACUUUUCCCACAUCUUGUUACAUUAUAGCCUUAUUCAAAAACAUAAAUUGUUUUUUCCCCCUCAUCAAUCUACACAAUGGAGAUAUCACAUUACCAUAAGUAUUAAGACCCUUUACUCAGUACUUUGUUGAAGCAUCUUUGGCAGCGAUUACAGCCUCGAGUCUUCUUGGGUAUGUACAGUGGGGCAAAAAAGUAUUUAGUCAGCCACCAAUUGUGCAAGUUCUCCCACUUAAAAAGAUGAGGCCUUUAAUUUUCAUCAUAUAUACACUUCAACUAUGACAGACAAAAUGAGGGGGGGGAAAAUCCAACAAUCACAUUGUAGGAUUUUUAAUGAAUUUAUUUGCAAAUGAUGGUGGAAAAUAAGUAUUUGGUCACCUACAAACAAGCAAGAUUUCUGGCUCUCACAGACCUGUAACUUCUUCUUUAAGAGGCUCCUCUGUCCUCCACUCGUUACCUGUAUUAAUGGCACCUGUUUGAACUUGUUAUCAGUAUAAAAGACACCUGUCCACAACCUCAAACAGUCACACUCCAAACUCCACUAUGGCCAAGACCAAAGAGCUGUCAAAGGACACUAGGAACAAAAUUGUAUACCUGCACCAGGCUGGGAAGACUGAAUCUGCAAUAGGUAAGCAGCUUGGUUUGAAGAAAUCAACUGUGGGAGCAAUUAUUAGGAAAUGGAAGACAUACAAGAUCACUGAUAAUCUCCCUUGAUCUGGGGCUCCACGCAAGAUCUCACCCCGUGGGGUCAAAAUGAUCUCAAGAAUGGUGAGCAAAAAUCCCAGAACCACACAGGGGGACCUAGUGAAUGACCUGCAGAGAGCUGGGACCAAAGUAACAAAGCCUGCCAUCAGUAACACUACGCCGCCAGGGACUCAAAUCCUGCAGUGCCAGACGUGUCUCCCUGCUUACGCCAGUACAUGUCCAGGCCCGUCUGAAGUUUGCUAGAGAGCAUUUGGAUGAUCCAGAAGAAGAUUGGGAGAAUGUCAUAUGGUCAGAUGAAACCAAAAUAAAACUUUUUGGUAAAAACUCAACUCGUCGUGUUUGGAGGACAAAGAAUGCUGAGUUGCAUCCAAAGAACACCAUACCUACUGUGAAGCAUGGGGGUGGAAAAGUCAUGCUUUGGGGCUGUUUUUCUGCAAAGGGACCAGGACGACUGAUCCGUGUAAAGGAAGGAAAGAAUGAAUGGGGCCAUGUAUUGUGAGAUUUUGAGUGAAAACCUUCCAUCAGCAAGGGCAUUGAAGAUGAAACGUGGCUGGUUCUUUCAGCAUGACAAUGAUCCCAAACACACCACCCGGGCAACAAAGGAGUGGCAACGUAAGAAGCAUUUCAAGGUCCUGGAGUGGCCUAGCCAGUCUCCAGAUCUCAACCCCAUAGAAAAUCUUUGGAGGGAGUUGAAAGUCCGUGUUGCCCAGCAACAGCCCCAAAACAUCACUGCUCUAGAGGAGAUCUGCAUGGAGGAAUGGGCCAAAAUACCAGCAACAGUGUGUGAAAACCUUGUGAAGACUUACAGAAAACGUUUGACCUCUUGUCAUUGCCAACAAAGGGUAUAUAACAAAGUGUUGAGAUAAACUUUUGUUAUUGACCAAAUACUUAUUUUCCACCGUAAUUUGCAAAUAUAUUACAAUGUGAUUUUCUGGAGAGAAAAAAUUCUAAUUUUGUCAUAGUUGAAGUGUACAGGCCUCAUCUUUUUAAGUAGGAGAACUUGCACAAUUGGUGGCUGACUAAAUACUUUUUUGCCCCACUGUAUUUGGGGAGUUUAUCCGGUUCUUUGCAGAUCCUCUCAUACGGGGAGCGUCGCUGCACAGCUAUUUUCAGGUCUCUCCAGAGAUGUUCGAUCGGGUUCAACUCCAGGCUCUGGCUGAGCCACUCAAUGACUUUGAGACCUGUCCAGAAUCCACUCCUGUCUUGUCCUUGUGCUUAGGGUCGUUGUCCUAUUGGAAGGUGAACCUUCGCCCCAGUAUUAAGGUCCUGAGCGCUCUGGAGCACGUUUUCAUCAAGGAUCUCUGUACUUUGCUCCAUUCAUCUUUCCCUCGAUCCUGAUUAGUCUACCAGUCCCUGCUGCUGAAAAAUAUCCCGACAUGAUGCUACCAGGUUUCCUCCAGACGUGACGCCAGGCAAACUCCAAACGGGCUGCCGUGCCUUUUACUGAGGAGUGGCUUCCUUCUGACCACUACCAUAAAGGCCUGCUCGGUGGAGAGCUACAGAGAUGGUUGUCCUCCUGGAACAUUCUCCCAUCUCCACAGAGGAACUCUGGAGCUCUGUCAGAAUGACCAUUGGGUUCUUCUCCCUGACCAAGGUCCUUCUCUCCCGAUUGCUCAGCUCUAUGAAGAGUCUUGGUGGUUCCAAACUUCCAUUUAAGAAUGGAGGCCACUGUGGUCUUGGGGACCUUCAAUGAUGCAGAAAUGUCUCAGAGCUCUACGGACAAUUGCUUCUAUCUUAUGGCUUGGUUUUUGCUCUGACAUGCACUUUCAACUGUGGGACCUCAUUUAGACAGGUGUGUGCCUUUCCAAAUCAUGUCCAAUCAAUUGAAUAUUCCACAGGUGGACUCCAAUCAAGUUGCAGAAACAUCUCAAUGAUGAUCAAUGGAAACAGGUUGCACCUGAGCUCAAUUUUGUGUCAGGUCGCAAAGGGUCUGAGUAGUUAUGUAAAUAGGGUAUUUCUGUAAAAAAAAAAAAAAUGUUUUUAUUAAAAACCUGUUUUUUCUUUUUAAUUAUGGGGUAUUGUGUGUAGAUUGAGUUUUUAUUUUAUUAAAUCCAUUUUAGAAUAAGGCUGUAACGUUACAAAAUGUGGAAAAGGUGAAGGUGUGUAAAUACUUUCCGGAUGCACUGUGUGUGUGUAAAACCGCGCUGAGCCCAUACUCCUAAAGUGUCUGAUUAGGAUAGCUGAUUUGCGAUCAGUUUUUCCUUUGCGAUCACACUGUGAAGGACUACAUGGACCCAAGAUCAGCACUCCUACUCUGAGACGCUUUAUGAAUAGGGCACCUGAAUGCUUGCAAUGCCCCCUGCUGCUCCUAAAGGUUAACAUUAGUAGCAUCUACACUAUCUGUUGUCAGAAUAUGGCCUUGGUGCUUCAGUGUGCUCUGUUAUUGGACAGCUGGUUAAGAGCUUUAUUCAGUUGGGCGAAAUUCCAAACAUAUGUCUUAAUGUACAUCCGACACAGAUCUCUGUUCCAUGUGAUGGAGAAUAGUGUCUGCUCGAUACAUAACAUUUUUAUUUGCAACUUUAUGAACAUUAUGUCCAUACUGAAUAUUCCCAUUAUGGGUCUGGGGGAGUGCUUUGACCACAGACUGUCCAAUCAGACUCACUCGUACAUUCAGUAUAAUCAGUCCCACAUAAGCUUCUUUCAGUCUGAUGGAGUCUUUACAAUGACGUAAGCCAUUUCCCCCCCCCCCAGAAUAAACAUGUAAUUCAAAGUGUCAUGUUGUACGUUACCACCAACCGAAUGUGAGUUAGGUACAAUAUUACAUAAAACACUCAAGAGGGUGUGUGUUGUGAGGCUUUGAGAUACAUUUCCAUUAAUGUCAUGCAGCAUCUUACGCUUGUACAGACUAGUUGUGUUAUUCUAUUAAACCUUGGGCUUGAUACACUAUUACUACAUGGACACACCAUUCACAUGUUACAGAGAAGAGAAGUAUAUCAUUGAUUUCCAGUCAGCCUCAAAGAUACUAACCUUGGUAUACGGUAGUACAUAUCUUGUAAUUAAUGUUUUGUUUUUCAUUCAGCUCCCUGUAGCCAAUAUGAUGGGGUCGCUACUGUAAGUGUCACUGUGAUGUUAAAUGGUACAGUAUGUCACUGGAAAAACUGCAACAAUAAAUUGCUAGAAUUUU